Molecule: messenger RNA, 855 nt
Organism: Rhizoctonia solani
Lineage: Eukaryota; Fungi; Basidiomycota; Agaricomycetes; Cantharellales; Ceratobasidiaceae
Product: adenylate kinase
Exons: 5
Coding region: 1-855 (284 amino acids)
Biological process (GO): nucleobase-containing compound metabolic process
Cellular component (GO): cytoplasm; mitochondrion
Molecular function (GO): ATP binding; AMP kinase activity
Source: RefSeq, a predicted model, not a curated record
AUGGCCUUCGUUUCUCUCCGAGCUCGUCCUUCUGCACUCAAGCUCUCCGGCGCGCUCUCUGCGUCUCGUUUCGUUAGCUCAUCGUCCAUGGCAGGUAGAGCUGUGCCUGUCUACGCCGACUUUAAUGCAGGCGCCUCCAACAAUGAUGGUGCUCUUAGGAUGCUCAUGUUCGGCAAGCCUGGAGCCGGAAAAGGAACUCUAUCUUCGAGAGUCAUGGACAAGUAUCGAGUCCACUUUGUUAGCACCGGCGACCUCCUCCGCCAGCAUAUUGCUGAGAAGAGCUCAAUCGGGAAGGAAGCCGAAGCCAUCGUCGCCCAAGGAGGUCUUGUACCAGACCAUUUGAUUAUGCAAAUCAUUUUGGAAAAAUUGGAAAGCCUCCGCGGACAGCAUUGGGUGCUCGACGGUUUCCCUCGUACUCUGACACAAGGAAAACUACUAGAUGGACACCUCACAAAGCCUCUCUCACUCAUUGUCAAUCUAAAUGUCCCAGAUGAGGUUAUUCUUGGCCGUAUUGCAGACCGAUGGGUGCAUUUGCCUUCCGGAAGAGUAUACAACACAUCUUAUAAUCGCCCACGUAUCGAAGGCCGUGAUGACGUGACUGGAGAGGCACUUGUCAAACGCCCAGACGAUAACGAGGCCACUUUCCGCCGUCGACUCGAACAGUUUGAUGCUCACACGUCUCCUUUGCUCGAUUACUACGCUUCUACUCUCAACCCAUCCGCUACCAAGCUUGUGACCCUCUCUGGUCGGACUUCCGAUGAGAUUUGGCCUCAACUUGAUGGAGUUAUCAGCGCCUCGUUCCCUCGGCUCCCGCUGCGCCAGAAGGCCAAGAUCCAACGACCAAUAUUACCAUGA